Messenger RNA from Pangasianodon hypophthalmus (striped catfish), 3010 nucleotides. It is a transcript of the gene kif3a, whose product is annotated as kinesin family member 3A. Gene Ontology annotation, molecular function: microtubule binding; ATP binding; microtubule motor activity. Bases 175 to 2286 code for a protein of 703 amino acids. The record is from RefSeq and is a predicted model, not a curated record. The transcript has 17 exons. Gene Ontology annotation, biological process: microtubule-based movement. Lineage: Eukaryota; Metazoa; Chordata; Actinopteri; Siluriformes; Pangasiidae.
GUGUGUCAGUGCGCAGCCUCAGUGUAUCCCGGUGAUAAAAUCCCCCAAAGGGCCGCUGUUUGGGAUGGGCAUCUGAGUAUGGAGAAAUAAUACCGGAACGCCUCGGACUCAUUGUUCACCCAUCAGGAAGCAAAUCGUUUGUCCUUGUUUGAUUAACACCCUGAAGAUUCAGAAAUGCCGAGCAACAAGCUUGAUAAACCAGAAAAGUUGGAGGUGAGCGACAACGUGAAGGUGGUGGUCCGAUGUCGACCUCUCAACCAAAAAGAGAAGAUGAUGGGAUACAAGCAGUCGGUCACUGUGGACGAAAUCCGAGGAACCAUCACCGUGAAUAAACUCGAGACACCCAACGAGCCACCGAAGACCUUCACUUUUGACACCGUGUUUGGUCCCGACAGCAAACAGCUAGACGUGUACAAUUUAACAGCCCGGCCCAUUAUCGAUUCGGUGUUAGAGGGAUACAAUGGAACAAUAUUUGCUUAUGGACAAACCGGCACUGGGAAAACCUUUACCAUGGAGGGAGUGAGAGCCGUUCCUGAGCUCAGAGGGAUUAUACCGAAUUCGUUUGCUCACAUUUUCGGUCACAUUGCUAAAGCAGAGGGUGACACCAGGUUCUUAGUUAGAGUUUCAUACUUGGAGAUCUAUAAUGAGGAAGUGAGGGACUUGUUGGGGAAGGACCAGAUGCAGAGAUUGGAGGUGAAAGAAAGGCCAGAUGUGGGAGUCUACAUUAAAGACCUAUCUGGUUAUGUUGUGAACAAUGCUGACGAUAUGGACCGAAUUAUGACUCUGGGGCACAAGAACCGUUCUGUUGGGGCUACCAAUAUGAACGAGCACAGCUCCCGAUCUCAUGCCAUCUUCACUAUCACCAUCGAGUGCAGUGAGAAGGGCAUUGAUGGAAACCAGCAUGUGCGCAUGGGCAAACUGCACCUGGUGGACCUUGCGGGAUCUGAGAGGCAGGGUAAGACAGGAGCCACUGGGCAGCGUCUUAAAGAGGCCACAAAGAUCAACUUGUCCCUGUCCACUCUGGGGAAUGUGAUCUCUGCUUUGGUGGAUGGGAAGAGCACACACGUGCCCUACAGGAAUUCCAAACUCACGCGCCUGCUGCAGGACUCUCUGGGAGGAAACUCCAAAACCAUGAUGUGCGCAAACAUUGGACCAGCGGACUACAACUAUGAUGAGACCAUUAGCACCCUGCGCUACGCUAACCGUGCAAAGAACAUCAAGAAUAAAGCGAGAAUCAAUGAAGACCCCAAAGAUGCACUCUUGCGCCAGUUUCAGAAGGAGAUCGAAGAGCUCAAGAGAAAGUUGGAAGAAGGAGAAGAGAUCUCAGGGUCAGAGGGCAGCGGCUCUGAAGAGAUGGACGAAGGAGAGGACGAGGCUGCCGACGGCGGAGAGAGACGCAGAAAACGACGAGGAAAGAAGAAGGUGUCCCCAGACAAGAUGGCAGAGAUGCAGGCGAAGAUCGAGGAGGAGCGGAAGGCCCUGGAGGCCAAGCUGGACAUGGAGGAGGAGGAGCGCAACAAAGCACGAGCAGAGCUGGAGAAGAGAGAGAAAGACCUGCUCAAAGCCCAACAGGAACACCACCUUUUACUUGAGAAGCUGUCUGCUUUGGAGAAGAAGGUGAUUGUUGGAGGAGUUGACUUGCUGGCCAAGGCAGAAGAGCAGGAGAAGCUUCUAGAAGAAUCCAACAAUGAGCUGGAGGAGCGACGGAAAAGAGCUGAGCAGCUCCGCAGAGAACUGGAAGAGAAGGAGCAAGAACGUUUGGACAUUGAGGAAAAAUACACCAGUUUGCAGGAGGAGGCCCAAGGGAAGACCAAGAAAUUGAAGAAAGUCUGGACCAUGUUGAUGGCAGCAAAGUCAGAGAUGGCAGAUCUGCAACAGGAACAUCACAGAGAGAUCGAGGGCCUGCUGGAGAACAUCCGCCAGCUCAGCAGAGAGCUCCGCCUGCAAAUGCUAAUCAUUGACAAUUUUAUCCCUCAGGAAUACCAGGAAAUGAUUGAGAAUUAUGUACACUGGAAUGAAGACAUAGGGGAAUGGCAACUGAAAUGCGUGGCUUACACAGGGAACAACAUGAGAAAACAAACCCCUGUGCCAGACAAGAAGGAAAAAGAUCCGUUUGAGGUGGAUCUGUCCCACGUGUAUCUUGCGUAUACCGAGGAGAGCAUGCGCCAGUCCUUGAUGAGGCUGGAGAGACCCAGGACCUCGAAGAGUGGCAAGGCCAGACCAAAAACUGGACGCAGGAAGCGUUCGUCCAGGCCAGAGACGGCUAUUGAGUCCCUGCUACAGUGAUCUCCAUUAGUUUCUGCCUGCAGGAUCCAGGCCAGUCAUUUGCGUAAGAAUGAGUUGAUGUUUGUUGUGUAAAGAUGUAAGCAUCUGGACUAAGUAUACUGAAGUUUUGGUGAGGAAACAGGUAUUCAGUGUACAUGUGCUGGAAUACUGCAGAUCUUUAUGCUUGUUGUAAAAACACCUAUUCGUUUCAGAAUGUGCAUUCAGCAAAUUAUAAAUUUCUUCUUUAACCACAAAACAAAAAGUGUUUCUUGAGCUUCGGCUAAAACGUGGUAGUUUCCGGAAGGACACGACUCCUCAGGCGUAGGAUGUUACUACAUUGAUGGCCUAGCUGAUUAGCUUGUUAAACUUAAGCAAACUACUUCAGAUAUGAAUCACAUGCUUGAUGUUUCUACCACUAGCUUUUGCAGUUCCCUUUCAGUCUUUGAACUUGAUGUAUGUAAUGUGUGCUCCUAACCUGAUUUCGUGAGGGAUUUGGCCUGAGAACCUGCAUGCUGCUCAACAUCCACUGUAGUGCUACAUAACACUAGCUAAAUGUUUUUGUUUUCGUUCCAUGAGCUACCACGUGUGCACUGUAGUCAAAGAUGAGACCUUUUAUUUGCCAUAAAAUUGUUUACAUUUACUAUGCUGUACCAUGUAUACUUGUUAAUUUAUUAAAUUAUUUACCUCAUAUUUCCAUGUCCUGAUUGCUUUGGUAUGUGUCAAUUAAAAAUGUAUAUGAAUAAUA